Molecule: messenger RNA, 2551 nt
Organism: Lethenteron reissneri (Far Eastern brook lamprey)
Lineage: Eukaryota; Metazoa; Chordata; Hyperoartia; Petromyzontiformes; Petromyzontidae
Gene: MED7
Product: mediator complex subunit 7
Biological process (GO): regulation of transcription by RNA polymerase II
Cellular component (GO): core mediator complex; mediator complex
Molecular function (GO): transcription coregulator activity
Source: RefSeq, a predicted model, not a curated record
CAGGAGGAAGUGGCGUCACGGGGUCACGGAUAACGCCUGGAGAAGUGCGGCUCCACGUUACCCUCCACUCUCCCUCGUUACCCCUCCACAGUUCGCGUGCGUUACUCAGCGUUACCCCGCGUGAUCGCACCCCGCCAUCAUCCCUCGUCGGGAAACGUUUCCCGGCGUCCCCCCGCGCUCGUUACCGCCCCCCCGCAGGCACCGCCGCCUGGCGGCCUGGGCCGAGGGAGACGCCGCGAGUCGGGCCGCCUGAGGUUGGACUCGGCUGCUUUUCGUCGGGCUCGGUCCUCCCGCCACCACCGCCGCCACCAUGGCCGAGUCUCAGCAGGUGAGUUCGUUGCCUCUGCCGCCGAUGCACUACGCCAAGGAGUACACGGACGAGGCGGUGCGGCGCGGCGUUGCCCCGCGGCCCCCCCCGCCCCUCCGCGACCACUACCUCAUGUUCGGGAACCCCUUCCACUGCGACGACGUGAUCAUCCGCCCGCUGGAGAGCCAGGGCAUCGCCCGCCUCUACCCACCCGACGUGGACCACAAGCGCGAGCUCAAGAAACUCAACGUGUCCAUCCUCGUCAACUUCCUGGACCUGCUCGACGUGCUGGUGCGCGGGCCGAGCAGCGUGCGGCGCGACGAGAAACUGGAGGACCUGAAGCUGCUCUUCGUGCACAUGCACCACCUCGUCAACGAGUUCCGGCCGCAUCAGGCGCGCGAGACGCUGCGGGUCCUGCUCGAGGUGCAGCGCCGCACGCGGCUCGACACGGCGCAACGAUUCUCGCGGCAGCUCGACGCCGUGCGCGACCUCCUGUCCGGCUGCCUCGCGGCGUUGGGCGGUGGUGGAGAGGGGACCGGCGGCAGCGCUGGGGAGACGGCAGCAACGGCGGGGACGGGGGGAGGAGAGGCCACGUGUACGGCGAGCGUGAAGGUGGAGCCGAGCGAGGAACCAAUGGAGGUGACGCCCCGCUCACCGAGCCACCCCGGGCCGGGCCCGCUGGGCCAGACAGGGCCCACGCCGAAUGCGGGCAAAGAGGCAAAUGGUGCCAUGAGCGACAAGGAUGCGUUCAUGUGUCGCUUAGUGGAUGAGCUCACUUGAGCGGGAGAUCGUGGUUGCGUCUCGCGGUGUGUUUGUUCACGGUGUGAAAAGGGGACGGACUUGAAUUAAUCAGAAAAAGUAAUGCCCAUAGACUAUAAUAGGGACCGUGGAAAAGCUAUACCCAUGGUUUUCCCCAGCUAUACAUUUGCCUUGGGCAUUUCAUUUCCAUUGCAGUGUACACUUGUACCUCAUUCAUGAAGGACCCGAGUUCGAUGACCGACUCGGGCCUCUCUGCGUUUAGUUUGUAUAUUCUAAUCCUUUCUUGAUUUGAAACUUUCCUGACUACAGGAAACCAUACUCUUUGGUUCUCUCGGUAAAGUCACGUAGGUAGAAAAUACAAUAAAUCACGUUUCGGGCGCAACACAAGCGUCCGUCAUCAGGUGGGAGAGCGUGGCCUGCUGCUGAGGCAGACUUUAAAAAGGUGUGAAAUGGGUGUUGUAGCCCAAGGGUCAUAAAGAAGUGGCCGGGGCUAGUGAUGUUAAUGUGAGAAAUUAGCAUGUAACUGUAAGAUAGGAGGAGAGCGGCCUCCUCGACGAGGGAGUGCAACCCAACGGGUGCAAUCCAAAGGGAAUGUGGGUAUGAGAGUGCAAUCCAAAGGCAUGAGAGUGCAAUGCAAAGGACGUGAGCAUGAGAUCUGAGAGGCAUAGAGAGACAGAGUCGGAAAUAACAGCUGACAUUAACAUAUUAACCAGGUAAAGUCUUAACUGACUGUGAUGUUUCUGUCCUACCUGCCUAUGUCAGCUGUUAUUUCCGACUCUGGGUCUCUCUCUAUGCCUCUCUUAGAUCUCUCAUGCUCACAUGUCCUUUGCAUAGCACCCUCAUGCCUUUGGAUGGCACUCUCAUGCUCACACGUCCUUUGGAUUGCACUUCAUACCCACAUUCCCUUUGGAUUGCACCCGUUGGGUUGCACUCCCUCGUCGAGGAGGCCGCUCUCCUAUCCUACAGUUACAUGAUAAUUUCUCACAUUAACAUCACUUAUUUGACCCUUGGGCUACACCCAUUUCAAACCUUUUAAAAGUCUGCCUCAGCAGCAGACCAUGCUUUCCCACCUGUUGACGGACGCUUAGUGUUGCACCCGAAACGUCAUGAUUUAUUUUAUACCUACGUGACUUUACCCAAAGAACCAAAGAGUAUAUAUUUGAAUCCUGUUGCGUGGGUUUCCACCCAUUGAGAAACAGUGUCAUUCGUGUUGGCCAAACUUCCCAAUAUAGCAGGACCCAUCUCAAGAAGUAUUCAGCCUCUGACUUGUAUGGGUAAAUAAGUAAUUAUUAAAAGUCUGGACAUUACGGGUUUGUCUUUGAUUUGUCUGUCCCAGUGGAAAGCUUUGUAUUUUUUAAAAGCUGUGCACACGUGUCUAUUGACCUGUAGCCUAUAGUUUUUGAUAAGUUUGUGGUGGAUGACUUUUGUAAAGCCAAGGUGACUGACUGUUUUCGACAAAUGUAAAAUAAAACUUUUUGGCAGUCA